AUGACCGAAGUCCACGAGAACACGGGGCCUCCGAACCCGGAGCAGCCCCAAGAAACACCAGGCCCCGAGCAGCGAGUACGCAAAAGACGCAGGCGCACCAUGGCCUGUACCCAGUGUCGCAGCAGGAAGCUCCGCUGCGACCGUGAAUAUCCUGCGUGCAGCCGUUGUCUGAAGAGCAAAACACCCACCAAAUGUACUUACGAGGAUGGCUUCCUAUGGCAGCAGCCCAAUACAGUUGCGUCGCCCGUCUUCUCCGACCGAGGUUCCACCACACUGGCGCAGAAUCAGAUUCCGCGAGUUGAUCGGGCGCCCGCUCUCACUACCCCGGACUCGGGGAUAAGCAGGCUGUCGGCUCGGCCACAACCACCACUACCACCACCACCACCACCGCUGCCGCCGUCAGGAUCAGUAACAUCACAUCCCCUCGCACGGCAUGGCGAGGAAAAGCGCACGUUCCUUGAAACUGUUCUUGGAGCGCCCAGGGCCGGCAUCAACCAGGAGCCCUAUGCGGACACCGAGGUGCUGCAGCGUCCGCAACAUGGAUCGGAGCAUAGGCAUGAGGUGCAGCCGCAGCUGCACGCGCUGGAGAACGAUGACGGUCUUGCGUCUCCCGCGCAGCAGUUGGAUAUACUGCCGCGGAUGAUGAUGAGGGGCAAGGAGACCAUGACUCGGUUCAAUGGGUCCGGCAUCCUCGCCAAUGUGAUCGCGCAGUUCCCCGACAUCCGGUCCUUUGCAGAAGAGGUUCGCCUCUCCAGUCCGAAUCUUUCCCAACUACGCCCUGAUUUGGAGAGGGUGAAGCGGGGCCUCUGGAAGCGGAAACCGUUGAGUGAACCGCUCCCGGUGCCGGACACUCGGGUCCUCAUCGGCAUACUGCCCGCUCGUCGCGCAGUAGAUGAACUGGUUGUCUUGUAUCUAAAUUGUAUAGAGGCUACCCAUCGUAUCCUCCACGUCCCCUCGUUUCUUAAGGAGCUAGAUGAGUUCUGGGCGCAAAAGGACAAUCCAGAGGUGGUCUCGGCCAGCUUCGUCGUGCAGCUGCUUCUGGUUCUAGCUUGUGCGUGGAAUCUUGCGGACUUUGAUACUCUGCAACUGAAGAACGAGACGGGUUUGAAAUGCUACACUCCGGUUGAAUGGGUCCUCCACGCCGAGAAAUGGCUCGACAAUGCUCAUAUCAAACGCCCGGAGAUCACAGCCCUCCGGAUGAAAGUCCUUCUCAUUAUUGCGCAGAAUAGCUUCGGGAUGAAACGAAGCCAUGCUUGGCUGGCGACGGGGACCCUCGUCAAACAGGCCAUGAUCGCCGGAUACCAUCGGGAUCCCAGCCGAUAUACAAUGAUAUCAGUUUUCAAUAAGGAGAUGCGACGACGAAUAUGGACCACGAUCGUGGAGCUUGAUCUACAGGUGGCCCUCGAACGAGGGAUGCCGCCUUCGGUGCAGGAUUCUGACUACGAUACCGUACCGGCCCUGAAUAUCAAUGACAAUGAAAUCGAUGAGGACAGUACUGUGCUCCCGGCCGGCCGACCGCUUCAUGAAGUGACCGAUUCAUCCUUCCAAGCCGUACUCACUCAGUCCCUUCCGAUACGCUUGAAAGCGUGUGCCUUGAUGCAUUCGCCUCGGAUCCGCUGCCGUUACGAAGAGAUUCUGCACUUGGACUGGGACCUCGAACGGUAUCUCGCGAGGAUUCCCGCAUGGUCAGUGUCUCCAACGGAUGACUUCCACACGCAGCACAAGGUGAUCCUCAUGCGAUCCCUUCUGGAGACCAAGAUUGGCCAUAGUCUUCUAUCGAUCCACACCCCUUUUGCAAUCGAAGCUCCCCGAGAGCCACUGUUUGCCCCCUCUGCUCGGUCUCGCCUCGAGAUCGCGACCAUGAUCCUUUCUAAUCAGAAGCGCCUGCAUGAAACCUCGAAACAAUUGUCUCUCUGCAACUUGGGCGAUUGGACGAUGCAAGCCUUCUGUUCUGUGUGUCAGAUAUUGCAUGCGGGGGAUGACCGACACGCAUCCACGCCUAUGAUUCUCACGCGCACUCUUCCGGGACUCUCGGAAUCCCUUAUCUCCCUUCUGGACAUGAUUCUCGCCGCUGUUGAGACCCGUCUCCUUCUUGUCAUCAAGGGUGCAAAGGAGUACUUCUUCAUGUCGACCCUCCUCGCCUUAGUCCGAGCGAAACUGUGGCCGGCUCAGGCGAAUGUUUACAAGCAGGAGGUAGUCGAUCGCGUGAUCUAUUUUGCGCAGACCCUUUUUACGCGGCAUGCAAACUGCUCUCAUCUCGGCGCUCAGGGACUGGGUUGCUUCAAAACGGACCAGGUCCCCAGUUUAGAUAUGGCGGACUUUAGUGGCCUUCUCCAACCAGAGAGCUUUGAGAUCACCCCACCUGGCGACAUCGACCCUUUCCUCGAAGUCUUCGACUGGGCGGACCUGACGGGGAUCACCUUUUCAGAAUGA
This is a messenger RNA of Aspergillus clavatus NRRL 1, 2433 nucleotides long. RefSeq names its product putative C6 transcription factor. Gene Ontology annotation, biological process: DNA-templated transcription; regulation of transcription by RNA polymerase II. Gene Ontology annotation, cellular component: nucleus. The record is from RefSeq and is a predicted model, not a curated record. Gene Ontology annotation, molecular function: DNA-binding transcription activator activity, RNA polymerase II-specific; zinc ion binding; RNA polymerase II cis-regulatory region sequence-specific DNA binding. NCBI's taxonomy places the organism in Eukaryota, Fungi, Ascomycota, Eurotiomycetes, Eurotiales, Aspergillaceae. The transcript has 5 exons. Bases 1 to 2433 code for a protein of 810 amino acids.